Messenger RNA from Anopheles nili, 4170 nucleotides. RefSeq lists its product as uncharacterized. Gene Ontology annotation, biological process: modulation of chemical synaptic transmission; chemical synaptic transmission; presynaptic membrane assembly. Lineage: Eukaryota; Metazoa; Arthropoda; Insecta; Diptera; Culicidae. The record is from RefSeq and is a predicted model, not a curated record. The coding region runs from base 303 to 4004 and encodes 1233 amino acids. Gene Ontology annotation, molecular function: signaling receptor activity; neurexin family protein binding. Gene Ontology annotation, cellular component: synapse; postsynaptic membrane; cell surface. The transcript has 13 exons.
CAGUCCACGCGUGUGGAACUUCUCGACUCGACAUACUCAACGUCAUCUGACACCUGUCACAGUUUGUGGUUCAUCUCUUCUGAUGAAGUCCUGUUUGUGCUCUUCCACGUGUAGGACACGCCGCGAUGGCUGGAACGACAGCCACAACCCGGCUGUAGGGUCAGGAUCAGCGCGAUCGAGCAUGGUCUGUGGCGUGCUGGGUCGGGCAGACACUGUGGCCAGGGCCGGGUCCACUUUCGGAGCAUGCUAGUGGCGUACCCGGUCGCGACGACGCUCCAAUUCCGAUUCCAGCCGCGCUGUCAAUGAGGGCGUUUGGGAGAUCCGCGGACGGACGGCAACACGAGCGACAUCUGACGGUGGUUCUGCUACUCGCGUCACUAUGGCUGUCCGGGGGCGGGAUGGCACCAUCCGGUGCUGGACCCGCACCCGCCGGCUCACUCAACAACAUCACCUAUAGCAGUGGCGUGGUCAAGACCAAAUACGGAACUCUCCGGGGCAUCGUCUUCCGGGCGGUUCCAACGCUCGUCGAAGGCUUCCUUGGAGUUCCGUACGCGUCACCACCGAUCGGCAGUCUCAGGUACAUGCCACCGGUGACACCAUCGACGUGGAAGUACACGCGACUUGUCGACCGGUUUGCGCCCGUUUGUCCACAGAAACUGCCCCGGUUGGAUGGGACAGAUCCAGGAUCACUUGGCGAAUUGCCACUGGAUCGACUGAAGCAACUCCGGCGUUUAGUGCCGACGCUUGUCAACCAGUCCGAGGACUGUCUAUAUCUCAACCUGUACGUGCCGCACGCAGAUGACGCACCUCGUCGGCCAGAUCACCUCAAGCCAUCAAUUGUAUAUAUCCACGGCGAGUCCUACGAGUGGAACUCCGGCAACCAUUACGACGGUACAACGCUAGCGAUGAACGGGAAUGUUAUCGUAGUUACAAUAAAUUUUAGGCUAGGAGUUUUAGGUUUUUUGAAAACUGGUGCUAAGGGAAGUGCCCAGGGCAACUUUGGGCUGAUGGAUCUCGUAGCCGGACUGCACUGGUUGCGGGAAAAUCUGGUCGCCUUCGGUGGUGACCCGGCUAAGAUCACACUGAUGGGUCACGGAACCGGAGCGGCCCUCGCCAACAUCCUCGCCGUGUCACCCGUGGCUGGAGAUCUGAUUCACCGCGUGGUGCUGCUCAGCGGAUCCGCCCUAUCGCCGUGGGCCAUCCAGCGGGAUCCGCUUUCCGUGAAGCGCAAAGUAGCCCUACAGACCUCAUGCGCGGGCGAUGUGGUGAACGACGAUUUGGCCCCCUGCCUGCGGACCAAAUCACUCGCGGAGCUUAUGAAUAUAUCGUUGAGUAGUCCUAGAUUUUUGCCAGGAUUUGCACCGUUUGUCGACGGGACCGUCAUAACACCGGCCAAGGCGGCCGUUAUUAAUAAUCUUAAAAUACCGACCGACUCGGCGAUCGCCAGCACCAGCGGCAUCGAGUUCAGCAACUUCCACAAACAGGACGUCCUGUUUGGGCUGACGACGUACGAGUCCUACCUGGAGCUGACGGCGGCGGACCUUGAGUUUGGCUUCAACGAAACCAAGCGCGACCGCAUCCUGCGAACCUUCGUACGCAACGCCUACCGGUACCACCUGAACGAGAUCUACUCCGCGCUGAAGAACGAGUACACCAACUGGGAGCGGUCGCCGAGGAGUGCGUACGGUUAUCGGGACGCGGUGUUGGAACUGUUGAGCGAUGGACUAACGGCGGCUCCACUCGUUCAGCUGAGCCACCUGCACAGCCUGCAGGGAGGACGGUCGUACUUUCUGCACUUCAAGCACCAGUCGCACGAGUGGAAGUUUCCCCAGCGAAGUGGGUCCGUUCGCGGCGAGGAUGUGCCUUUUGCGUUAGGAUUCUCACGGUCACCGAUGUUCCCGCUCACCCUCAGCCGGCUGGACAUGCAGGUCAGCAGUACCGUCAUGCGCUACUUGUGUAAUUUUGUAAAAACAGGAAACCCAAACGGGCUGCGUUCGCCACGCAUGGAUGUGUUCGUGAAUAGCAACAAUAAGCGGAGCUGGAAUCCGGUGAAGAAACCGCACAACGAGACGCUCAUGCGUCAGCUGGUGGCGUCCUUUCGCCAGCAGGACCAGCUUCAUCCACGAUCCGGACCGUCAUCCCUGGCGCCGGAAGACCAGCCUCUUUUGUCGCAGGGCCAAGCGAUGAUGCAGCAGCAGCUGCAGCAGUACUACCACAAAGACCGCCAGCAGAAGCACUCACGCAGGAAACGGACGAGAUAUUCCAACGAACCGCAGCGCUUCAACUCGAACGAGGCAGGCGGUUAUGGUUCCAGCGAGGAGUCGAACCCGAGCAGCUCGAACGGGGAAGGAGCAAGUGACGACGAGGACACCAGGCAGGAGACCAACGAGUCCACGGGAAGGAGUGAGACCGAACCAAGCUACUACAACGUGGACAGUGAUUACGUGUACAGCGGCUUCACGACCAUCAAGUACAAUCUACCGUUCUGGGGGCACUACGACACCACCAAUCAGGUCUUCAUGGAGAUAGGAAGCCAGGUUGUGCCGAAAAGUCACUACCGAGGCCACAAACUCUCACUCUGGUUGAGCUUGAUUCCGCAGCUGCACUCAUCGUUUAACAUUCCUGAGCUGUCGAUGAGACAUCACCACUUCAGUGAGGAAAACCCAAUGUUCUACGAUGGGCUGGUGCGGGAGCAAAUCAUCGAUCCUCCACUGAUGCACAUUGGCUUCGUAACGUCCACAACCUCCAAAAUGCACAAAACGGAAACGAUCGCAUCCACCAUAUUGCAGUCUAUUUCCACGGAGUGUCCUCCAAACAUCACCUACAUUCAGACGGCUUCCGCAUCCUGGCCGAUACACAACUCCGCGCUUCCAGCCCAACAUGGCGACUCCAAUCGCAGUCUGAUCAAUCGGCUAACGCACAGCUACCACCGUAGCUACUCCACGGCUCUAGCCAUCACCGUCGGUGUUGGGUGUUUCCUUCUCUUCCUCAAUGUGCUGAUCUUCGUGGCGAUCUACUAUCAGCGGGAAAAGCGCGAAAGCAACUCACGCAUGAAGAUCAAUCUGCUCGAGCUGGAGUCGCGUCUCAACGUGGUCGAAUCGUCUUCUGCUGCGGUUGCUGCUGCAUCCGCAUCUUGUGCUGGUGAUGGAGAAGCACCCUGCAAAGACGACCAGCAACAGCAGCAGCAACAGCGGAAGGAUGACGACCACCAGCAGACAACUCCGGGUAAGGCAACACCGGCCAGAGUUGGUCCCAGUGCGACAACGACGACGACAAAGCAGCAAACCGGAGGAUCCACUAGCAUUCAGACAAUCGAGCUAUCGCUGACACCUCACUAUCACAGCCACACGCCUCACGCCAUGACGAUGCGUCGUAGCAGCACAUCCGCCAUUAGACACUCGCACAAAUGCGAACUUCAGCAACAGCAGCAACACCUCUAUCAUCAUCACCAGCAGCAGCCGACGAGCAGCAAUCGAACGGUUUCGCCUAAGAAAGUCUCCAUCGUUUCACCAAACCCGUCCGACGAUCAAUCCACAUCCGGUUCGGCGUCAUCCCUGGGUUCGGACCAACCAGGUGCAGGUGUCACUCAGCAACAACGAGAGACUAGAAGCUUCUCCGUCGUCAGUCUCCCCAAGGAGCUGUGUAAUCAAUCGACACAGUACGAUCUGGCUGAGGUGAGCGAUGUGACGCCUCGACCCACGAUGGCAAGUACGGCAACGAUGACUCGACGACGGGAUUUCCGUGAUGACUUCCGGUCAACACCUGCCAUUGCUGGUGCAGGUGGAGGUAGCACUCGGUCACUCGCAACACCCAAGGAUUACGCACACCGGGACGGGAACGAACUUCUGGUGCAAAGUGGGCCAGGCAUCCUGCGGCCACCUUCGCUGCAUCAACUUCAUCAUCAUCAACACCUUCAUCAGCACCAGCAGGCCCAACAGCAGCAGCAACAGGGUGACUCGAGUGGCGGCAAGAAACGCGUUCAGAUACAGGAGAUCUCCGUCUAGAGGCGCACCCGGAAGCCCGGCAGCGGUCACGUUUUAGUUGAUUCGGAAACAGUGCGGCGGCACACUUACAGGAUUUUGCGCUGUAAGAAAUCCCCCCCCCCCCCCGGGAAUUGAUGUAACGAACAGCGGUUAAAUAAAGCGCACGCGAUCGAUCGGCAUCGAACGC